Molecule: messenger RNA, 5616 nt
Organism: Osmerus eperlanus (European smelt)
Lineage: Eukaryota; Metazoa; Chordata; Actinopteri; Osmeriformes; Osmeridae
Gene: nedd4l
Product: NEDD4 like E3 ubiquitin protein ligase
Exons: 28
Coding region: 152-3895 (1247 amino acids)
Biological process (GO): regulation of dendrite morphogenesis; protein polyubiquitination; ubiquitin-dependent protein catabolic process
Cellular component (GO): cytoplasm
Molecular function (GO): protein binding; ubiquitin protein ligase activity; sodium channel inhibitor activity
Source: RefSeq, a predicted model, not a curated record
GAGAAGUGAGUGAGAGAGAGAGAGAGUGAGUGAAGCAGAGGGAGGGAGAAGACAAGAAAAAGGGGAUCAGCCAGCCAGAUGAGAAGGGGGCGACGCAGACAGACAGAUCCAGAGACGGGAGUAGGAGGCAGCAGGCAGACGGGAAGUGAAAAUGUCCCACCGGCUGCGUCUCUACUUUGGCUCUGGCUGCAGCGACACGGGCCCGGUGCUGGAGGACCGAGAAGAACCCGCCACGCAGGAAGGCGAGCGGGCCGCAGCAUUCCGCACGCAGCCGCCGCCAUUCAGGACGCUGUAUUUCCCCGGGCCUCCAGACUGCUCCCUUAAACGCAGUUCCUCCAUGUUUAUCCCCCAGCUCACCUUGGCCGAGCCGCGGCCCACCAUGAGCUCCUCCAUGCAGAUCUCCCUCCAGCGCUCGGCCGCCGGGCCCACAGACGAGGAAAUUCCGCCACCCAGCUACUCGCAGGGCCCGGCCCCAGCCUACACAGAGCCAGGCAGCAUGGACUUACCUCCACCCUACUACAACAGAGACGUCUCAGCCAGCUUCACGGAGCCCGACCUACCAAAACGCAGGGUUGUCAUGUUGCCCCAGAAUGGCUCCAACAGCAUGACUAACGCCCCUAACAGAGGUCCGCCUGGAGUCAGCAUUGGAGGGUUUUGCAUCCAGAGGCACUCCCCUGAUGGGUCAGACAUCCAGCAAGUCAGGAUCCUACCCUACGGUUCUGGAGGUCCCAGGGGACCGUGUCACUGGUCUGUCCAGCAGAACUCAGACACAGGUCUCGGUGGGACCCAGAGGCUGGUGUUUCAGCUCCAGGAACGGCAGGGCUGCAUGGGCCCAGGAGCUGAUCUCGGCAUCACAGGUUCCAAGGGCGGCCGUGUGGUGCGUUAUCCAAAGUUUAGACUGGAGAGGAACCCUUCCCACCAGCCACAGCCUGUGGAAAGCUCCCAGAGAGCCAGCCCUGGUGAGGAGCCCCCUGCCAGAGAACAGAUCUCCCCCUCCCCCUCUGAGAUGGGCAGUCAGAAAAUGGAGGUGGAAGAUGGACCCAAAGGCUGUACUUUCAAAAUCAGGAGGGAGUCCUUGAAAAGACAGCCUCACUUCAAGAUCUAUUUCAGUCAAGGUGCAGGCAAUCACACAAGCUUUGGAAAUGGCACUGGCAGGAAUAGUCCCCAGACCAGAGAUGAUUUCCUUGGACAAGUCGACGUGCCUCUCAAUCAUUUGCCGACGGAGGAUCCUGCAAUGGAGCGUCCGUACACAUUUAAGGACUUCAAUCUCCGUCCACGAAGCCACAAGUCCAGGGUGAAGGGCUUCCUGCGUCUGAAGAUGGCUUAUCUACCAAAGCAAGGUGGUCCAGAGGAGGAGGGUGCGGAUAUAAGGGAGGAGGCAGAGGGGUGGGAGGUGGCCGACUCUGCCGACCCGGGCUCCCAGCGGCCCCAGCAGCUGCUGCCCCCGCUGCCCCCUGGCUGGGAGGAGAAGGUGGACAACCUCGGGCGCACCUACUACGUCAACCACAACAAACGCACUACACAGUGGAAACGUCCCAGCACCAUGGACGUGAUCUCGGAAACGGAGAGCGACAACCAGCAGCGUCAGAUCACCCAGCAGGCCCACAGGGUGUUCCGCUCGCGACGCCACAUCAGCGAGGACCUGGAGAACGAACACGUCGAGCCCAGAGACAUGGAUGAUUCUUGGGAGCCAAUCUCUGAGGAGGACCCCAGCGAACCUAUUCCAGGCCCCUCCUCCUCGCUGGCCAUGACGCCCCUCGAGCAGACGCCGGCCUCCCAGGAGUUUUCCGAUGAGGUGUCCCUGCGGCUGUCCCUCACCCCGGGCCCCCUGGGGCCCGACACCAACGGAGAGGUGGCAGGACCCAGCUCUGCUCUGCAGAGUCAGCUCUCAAACAGACUGCGUUCCUCCAGCAUGACAGAUGGAGUGAGUGACCUCCAAGCCCAGCCUCCUCCUCCCGCGCAGAGCUCCCAGACCAGAAGAACCAGAGCUCAGACAGUCACGGGCGUAGAGGAGCCCAUGUCGCCCUCGUCUGCGGCCUACGCCCUGACCACCCCAGGACUGCCCCCUGGAUGGGAGGAGAGGAAGGACGCCAAGGGACGCACCUACUACGUCAACCAUAACACCCGCAGCACCACUUGGACCAGACCUGUUGUGCAGCUACCUGAAGACAGAGCCGGCACCUCGGCAGCCUCCCCAGGGCCCGCGGCGGCCAGCCCUUCGCCCUCCUCUUCCUCAGCCUCAGCCUCCAACAGUCACAUAAUCGAGCCCCAAGUCCGCCGGCCCCGUAGCCUCAGUUCCCCCACAGUUACCCUGUCCACCCCCCUGGAGGGGGCCAGCAACAUCCAGGUGCGUCGGGCGGUAAAGGACACCCUCUCCAACCCCCAGUCUCCCCAGCCGUCCCCCUACAGCUCCCCCAAGUCACAGCACAAGCCCCAGCAGAGCUUCCUGCCCCCGGGCUGGGAGAUGAGGAUAGCUCCCAACGGGCGGCCCUUCUUCAUAGACCACAACAGCAGGGUCACAACCUGGGAGGACCCCAGGUUGAAGUAUCCGGUCCACUUGAGGACCAAGGCGUCUUUGGAUCCGGGUGACCUAGGACCUCUUCCUAACCUACUAGAGGAGCCCGGCUGGGAGGAGCGUAUCCACGCAGAUGGACGCACCUUCUACAUCGACCACAACACCAAGAACACCCAAUGGGAAGACCCCCGUCUCCAGAGCCCGGCCAUCACAGGACCUGCUGUGCCGUACUCUAGAGAAUUCAAACAGAAAUAUGAUUACUUCAGAAAGAAGUUGAAGAAACCGGCCGACAUCCCCAACCGCUUUGAGAUGAAGCUCCACAGGAACAACAUCUUCGAGGAGUCGUACCGGCGCAUCAUGUCGCUGAAGAGGCCGGACAUCCUCAAGGCCCGUCUCUGGAUCGAGUUUGAGUCAGAGAAGGGACUGGACUACGGGGGCGUGGCCAGAGAGUGGUUCUUCCUUUUGUCCAAAGAGAUGUUCAACCCUUACUACGGCCUCUUUGAGUAUUCGGCCACAGAUAACUACACUCUCCAGAUCAACCCCAACUCCGGCUUGUGCAAUGAGGACCACCUCUCCUACUUCAAGUUUAUUGGCCGCGUGGCUGGGAUGGCCGUUUUCCACGGGAAGCUAUUGGAUGGGUUCUUUAUCCGGCCCUUUUACAAGAUGAUGCUGGGGAAGCAGAUUUCUCUGAAGGACAUGGAGUCUGUGGACAGUGAAUACUACAACUCUCUAAAGUGGAUUCUGGAGAAUGACCCCACUGAGUUGGACCUGCGGUUCAGUAUCGACGAGGACAACUUUGGACAGACAUACCAGGUCGACCUGAAACCCAGUGGAUCAGAUCUGCUGGUCACCAACGACAACAAGAAGGAAUACAUUGACCUAGUCAUCCAGUGGAGGUUUGUCAACCGGGUCCAGAAGCAGAUGAAUGCAUUUCUUGAGGGGUUCACGGAGCUCAUUCUCAUUGACUUGAUCAAGAUCUUUGAUGAAAACGAGCUGGAGCUAUUGAUGUGUGGGCUCGGUGAUGUGGAUGUCAACGAUUGGAGACAACACACCGUCUACAAAAAUGGCUACUGCCCCAACCACCCUGUCAUCCAGUGGUUCUGGAAGGCCGUACUGCUGAUGGACGCCGAGAAGAGGAUCCGACUGCUGCAGUUUGUCACAGGGACGUCGAGGGUUCCCAUGAAUGGCUUUGCUGAGCUCUACGGUUCCAAUGGACCCCAGCUCUUCACCAUUGAACAGUGGGGGACCCCAGAAAAACUGCCCAGAGCCCACACCUGUUUCAACCGCCUGGACUUGCCCACCUACGAGACCUUCGACGACCUGCGAGAAAAGCUCCUCAUGGCCGUGGAGAACGCCCAGGGCUUCGAGGGCGUCGACUAGAACAAGUGGCCAAAGUGGCAUCCACGGGAAUGAGGCUGCUGCCCUCGUCCGGCCCGUGGUGGCUGGAGUAGUGUAUGCAAGCAUGUUGUACUGUAUGCCUACUGGAUGUGUCACCGCGGUGGCAGGAGGAGACUGGACAGACUUAACUGAGCCGACCAGCCCAUGUCCUCUCAUGUGUCUGGGUCAAUCUAAGGUGCUGGGGGUUUGGAUGGGGCUUCGAACGUCACCCAUUCUUGCCUCGAGUGCAAUCUACAGUGCUGGAACCUCUUAUGCAUUUCAACAGCUCCUGUUUGUACGCCUACAGUACAGUACUAUACUCACACCCUGCCAAGUAGCAGAGCAUGAUGGGCCUUAAUCUGGUUCCUGCACACACUCUCUCUUUCUUUCUCUCUGUAACUAACUGUUCUACGAUGCUGAUGUAACUACCCCCCCCCCCCCCCCAAUCCUUACAGCACCACCAGAUUACCUUAGGAAUACAGAAAAAUCCCCUCAUCUGGAGAUCAGCCACACCCUCCUCGCAGCCUGACCGGGGACACACAUGUCCAUCUGUCAACUCUUCCUGUUUAGAAUAAGUUCUAUCUACUGGAGAGGGAGGGACAGUGGAUGGGGGGGGACAGAUUUUUUAAGCUUCUUUUGUCAAGAAGGAAAGGGGAUCAUUUUUUAUAUUUUUAUUGUUAUUGUCAUUCUUAACAAAAGAAACACUCUGAUGUAUUUGUACUGACGAUAAUGUUGUUUACUCUUUUUGACAAUAUAUGAAAUAGUGUGUAAAUCUGGCUGAUUGGAAACGGAUUCUUAUCCAUAUCAAUGCGUGUACGUGAUAAUAACAUGGUUGUCGUAGUGCUAUGGCAAUGGCAUGAAAAUGUACCUUGUGUUUGCUUUGAUUACAUAGUAAUUAACAGUGUAUGCUCCUUCUUGGUUUCAGUCUUGGGGAAAGCGGAAAGGUUUGUGUCACAAAUAAUAUAUCAAUAUGUUAUGCCUUUCCCUAUUCAAAAAGCUGUAAAUGUAUUUCUAUGAAAUUAUUUCUCUCUCAAUCUCUCUCGUGUGUGUGUAUAUACACACAUUACAUCUUACAGAAGUAUUAAGAACAGAUUAAAUUAAGCUGUGAUUUGACAUUAACACGCUCUUAAAAAUGAAAUUCCUUUUGUUUUUUUGUUCAGUUCUCCUUUUUGUUGUUUAGUUCUCCGUUUUCUAACACCACUGAACCUAGAGGGCACUUUACACAUGACACUAAGCUCAUGUCACCUUUUGUAUGUCUUUUAUCAUUAACUUGAAUGUGAUUCUUUUUCAUUGAGAGCACUUGUUAACCUUGUGCAAUAUCAAAUAGUCUGCACAUCUGACUGCUGCUAAAGUAGAAAAAUGGCAGACGGAAGCUUUUGCCGGUUGAGCCUCUCUGGUCGAAUCUCAAAAUGUCUAUGAUUCCAUGUUUCCUCUCAGCUCUUGUUGAAGGAAUAUCUGGGAGUGGAGGCAGGAAACAUCUCCUCCUAUGCAGUUCAGGUACAAAGGUGGAGGAAAUAAGAAUGAUGGACAGGACUUUUGAUAUUCUGUCCCCUCUCCCUUUGUUUUGCCCUCUACUCUCUGUAGAUGUGGUCUUCGUUGACUUCUGUUUGAGGGGCUGCUGUUUUUUCAGGGGGCAAAGUUCACUUUUGUUAAAUGUCACUAUUCUGUAAGCCCCUGCGGUUCAUAUUCUGUAACAUGGGUCAAAAUAAACCUGAAACAUGGAA